AUGGAAGUAAUUGAGGGGUCUUAUCGUGUAUGUGCGGGGAAGACUAGCGCCGCGGAGGAUGUCGCAUACUACGCACGGGAUGUGCAAAUGGGGGAGAAACUCCUCCGCGAGGUCUGGACUACUUUCUCGACUAAGAAAACAAGAUUUUGCCGGCCAGAUAACUGGGUGCCCGGAAAAGAAGAUUUAGUCACCGGAUUGAGUUCUCGCUUUGCGGCUCGCUCACCAGAACCACCGUCCUACGACCAGCUUCCACCUUCCUACGACGAUGUAAUCCAUGAUCUCCCUCCCGAAUACUCUGCACUGCCUCCGCUCGCGCAGCGCAGAUCGACGCCUGUUUCCCUCCUGCCAAAGCCUCGUGAAAAAUCGCGUGAUCCGUCAUCGUCGCUGCCGAAAGAUCGAAUGCUGGAUGUACGAAUUGAUUUUGGGAAUACUACGGGUAUUCGGGAACAUAAGAAGAAAAAGCCAACAGGAAAGAAAGCAGCACCACCACCGACUUCCUCUCCUCCACCGCCACCACCGGCAGGCGGGGCUGGUGGAGACGACGACAAAUCCAACGGUGAUGGUGGUGCCGGUGGGGCUGGUGGAGAUUCAGGCGGCGCUGGAGGCGGCGAUGGAGGUGAUGGAGGUGAUGGGGGUGAUGAUUGGGGUGAUUGGAAUGUGAGCGGAAAGAAGGAUAAGAAGAAGAAAUUAGAGGAGGAAGAGGAAGAAAGAAAAGCCAAGGAAGAGGAAGAACGAAAGGCCUCUGAAGCCUCUGUUGCCAAAGAUCUUAGCUGGGCCGAAGAUGGGGGCGAUGACUCGUGGGCUGCCUUCACGAAUGUAGGAAAAAAGAAGAAGAAGGGGAAGGACGAGAUUGCACCUCCUGGGGGGUUCCAAGACAUAAGUCUGAAUGACGGGGCACCGCAAUUGGACUUGAAUUUCGACAGUCCAGCCCCUAAGACCGGGGGGACUGGGUUUAGUUUCGGAGGAUGGGGCAAAGCCUGGACUACUAGCAAGGUUGACCCUCCUCCCAAUGACGAAUCCAAGGACAGCAACCCCUGGGGAGCAACCCCAAAGAAGAAGACGUCAGAGACUGGCGAGUUUGAUUUUGACUUAGGAUCUGCACCGCCUGAAACCAAGCAAAAAGAUGAUUGGGGAGGAGGUUGGGAUGCGAGCAAAGACAAAAUGAAGGAGACUGAGCCCGAACCCGAAGCGCCUGCGCCUCCGGCUCCUGCACCCAGAGUCGAUUUCACGAAGGAAGCAUGGUUUCUAAAUCUGCCAAAGAGAGAGCAACGUAAAACGAAGAAGGAGAUGGAGAAGAAAUGGAAAGAGGAGGAUGAAGCUGCAGCAAAGGAGACAGCAGAGCAGGAAGCAGCAAGGGCUGCGGAAGCUGAGGCAGCGGCAGCGGCAGCGGCAGCAGCAGCUGCGGCUGUACCUGAACCCGAACCUGAACCUGAACCGGUGGCCGAGGAAAUCGAGGAACCAGCCGAGGCAGAUACUGGCUGGGGUUGGGGUCUUUCAAUGAUAACCAAAGAUAAGAAGAAGAAGAAGAAGAUUGACCUCCUAGCUGAUCCGGUGCCUGUCAUCGAUGAACCACCGGCGAAAGCAGAAGAGCCAGUUGAUCCCUUUGCCGCUUGGGGAGUUACAUCGAAGGACAAGCAGAAAAGCAAAGGCAAAGCCGAACCAGUACCUGAGCCAGAACCCAUUCCGGAACCUGAACCUGAGCCCGAGCCCGAGCCCGAACCUGAACCAGAGCCUGAACCCGAACCCGAGGCGCCAAAGGUGCCUGAUAACCCUCUAUACGAAAAUUGGCAUGAGAUAUCGUCUAAAGAACGCAAGAAGCGAGAAAAAACAUUGAUACGUAAGGGACUGCCCAUUCCCGGCAAGGACUUCGAGCUUCCAUCGAACAAGCCCCCCGAAGAAGUCCCCGAACCAGUUGUUGAACCUGAACCGGUGCCUGAGCCUGAACCCGAACCCGAACGUGAGCCUGAACCCGAACCAGAGCCUGAACCUGAACCUGAACCUGAACCUGAACCUGAACCUGAACCUGAACCAGAACCUGAACCAGAACCAGAGAAACCUGCCGAUGAGAGCUCCUGGGGGAUUUGGGGGCCAGCAAAGGACAAGAAAAAGAAGAAGAAGGGCAGUAAUAUUGAAGAACCUCCCCCACGUGCGCCGACACCUCCUGCUCAGGGCUUAACCCCAGAUCCCGAAGCUUUCCAUGACAAUGCCGAUGACAUUUGGGCGGAAGUAGCCCCUAAAACCUCCAAGGGCACAAAGAAAACCACAAAAGCCAUCGAAGCUCCGAAAGAGGAAAAAGCCUCUCAAGGCUUCUGGUCGACCCUGACUGGGGGUUCUAGCAGCAAAAGCAAAACAACGAAGAAGGCAGAUGAAACGAUUAAGGUGAAAGAGGAAGAGGAAGACCUUCUUAUUGACGUUGGAGAAAAUCCCCCAGAGCCUGAACCUGAACCUGAGCCUGAACCUGAGCCUGAGCCUGAACCUGAGCCUGAACCUGAGCCUGAACCCGAACCAGAACCCGAAAAGAUAUCGAAGCCUAAGGCUUCCAAGCUCAGUGUUGCUGAACGUAUCAAAGCCCUGGAGCUCGCCAAGAAGGAGAAGGCAAAGGCAGAAAAGGCUAGCUCGAAGAGCAAAUCCAAAGAAAAGAAGGUCGAACCGGAACCGGAGCCAGAACCUCCUAUAGAGGAGCGUGCUUCAACGAAGAAAAGCUCAAGAACAAAGUCUAAGACAGCAGAAGCUCUUGAGUCUCAAGAAAGGAAAGUCUCUAAGGACUCUAUCCCUGGAAGCUUCCCAGACUUUGGAGAUGAUCCUGAGCCCAGGCCUGAACCCGAACCCGAGCCAGAGCCAGAGACAGUGGUUGAGCCCGAGCCGGAACCUGAGCCACCGGCCCCGGGUCUUUCAAAAAUGUCGAAAAAGGAACUGAAGAAGUAUAAAAAGGCAGAAGCAGAAAAAGCUGCCGCCGCAGCCGCAGCGGCCGCUGCUAGGGAACCAACCCCACCUCCUGAAAAAAUACCUGCGCUAGAACCAGAGCCUGAGCCUGAGCCUGAGCCUGAGCCUGAGCCUGAGCCUGAGCCUGAGCCUGAGCCUGAGCCUGAGCCCGAGCCCGUAGCCGACGAGCCAGAAGAGAAGGAUGAAGAUGUUUCUGCCGCGCCUCCACCGGAGCCUGCUGAAGAGCCUCCAAAAUCAUCUAAGAAGGACCGAGCACGCGGUGAAAAGAACACGAACACCAUAUCAUGGGGCUUUUGGGGGGCUGCGCCGCCCCCAAAGAAGUCGAGUAAGAAGGAAAACACGACACAGGAGGAGGAAGCAGAACCCCCGAAGAAGUUGAGGAAGGAAAACAAGAUUCAAGAGGAAGCAGAACCUCCAAAGAAGUUAAGUCAGAAGGAAGCAAAGAUUCAAGAGGAAGAACCUCCAAAGAGAAAAGAGUCUACUGGAAAACCUCGACCCAAAGACCCCGAACCAGAAGUGGAAAGGUCUGCGUCUGACAGGGAGAAGCGGCGAGACCGUGAGGGGCGGUCCUCGAAGAACCAACGUGGCGUGACCUUGGCCAAUAUGGUACUGGGUACACCCCAGUCCAAAAGCAAAUCCACUCGCAAAUCUGGUUCUUCGUCGAAACCCGUAUCCAGACGUCCAUCAAUUAAUCUAGAUGACAGAACUGCCGAUCUAGCACGUCCAGAUGAGAAGCGUGAGGUCUUUGACAAAGCAGCCAGGCUGAUGGGCAUGGAUCCUCCCAAGUCUCGACGUGAGCGCCCGCGCAUGGACAGGCGGAGAUCAGUUCGAGAUCCGUAUGCGAUCGAGGACGAUGACCUCGUUGUGGUUGACAUGGAGGAUGCCGAGAGGAAUUCACCCAAGGAAGGCUCUAAGGGCUCAAGGCGCAGGUCAAGGAGACAGCCGCGGCACAGACCUGACGAGGACGAUGUUGUCCUGGUUGAUCCAUAUCAAGCACAUCCCACCGCAGAUAUUAUGUCAGGCCCCGACGAUAUGGCAUUUUUCGAUGCUCCUCCAAGGGAACGUCGCCUAAAGCGCUCGAACACCGCUCCGGUGAAGAAACAAGAGAGCGGUGGAUUCAUGGGGCUCUUCGAUUCUCUGAGAAAAGGCACACGCCCAGAUCGGCCAGAACGACCAGAGAUGCCCGACAGACGCAGGUCGCGAUCGUAUCGUGAUGACGACGGAAGACAUCCGCCAGAAAUGGAGCGCGACGGCGCUCGAAGAUCGCGUCGCGAAGAUCGACGCCGCGGAUCUGUCCGACCAGAUACCGAAGGGUUCAUGGGCGACGCCGCCGGUGCAGCAGCGGGUGUCGAGACAGAAGCCGAUGAAGCGGAAGCCCGGCGCGCAGCACGACAUGCGCGGCGUGGAUCCCGCAAGGUACCUCCUGACUCUCGUGAAACCGAAGCUCGGGAAGCAGAAGAGCGGCGCGCGAGGCGAAAAGAACGAGCGCGCGAGCAACGUGCUCGUGAAGAGGAAGAAGAAGAACGUCUGAAAGAAGAAGAUCGCCUACGAGAAGAAAAGCGGGCCCGACGAGCUGCGCGCGAGGAACGUCGUGCUCGAGAAGAGCAGGCUGCUCGUGAAGCCCAAGCCCAAGCUGCAGCCGAAGCUAAGGCUGCAGAACGCCGCGAGCGCCGGCGAAUGCGCGAAGAGGAAAUGAUCGCCGCGAGAACGAGCCGGCGUCGUGAACGUGAGCAAAGGAUCCCUGUUGAGGUCUUUCCUGAUGAGCGUGAGGUCGACCGUCGAGGAACCCGUACCUCUCGCCCGUAUGAAGACCCGAACGCUCGUCGUCGCAGGUCUAAGGUGGCCCCUGAGUUAACUCGCGAGCCGCUCAUGACUGGUGCGUUGAAUCGUGGCGGGAGUGCGAAAGACAAGAUUUCCUCGUGGGUUUACUCGCAAGGUGAUGAGCCUCCGGAGCCACCGCAGAUAGUCCCUACUCUUAUUGAUCUACCUCCUCUUGCAGGCGAUGAAGGUGGCAAUGCUCAUUCUCAUUCUCUUUCAUCAGAUGAGGAAGCUCGUCGUGUUCUUCGCCGCAAGGCCCACCGCCGUGCUAAGUACGAGGAAGAAGAGAUUGAUGAUGCUCGUCCUCGGCAUCAUAAUUCGCGUCGUGAAGGUGUGAAGAGCAGCUCUGGAAGUGGUGAUCACGAACGUGACCGUGAGAUAAAGCCCGCUCCGCCCAGUGCGGAUGCUAAGAAGCCCACCAGUUGGUUCCGCAAAUUGACGAACCUGUAA
This is a messenger RNA of Penicillium roqueforti, 5211 nucleotides long. RefSeq lists its product as uncharacterized. NCBI's taxonomy places the organism in Eukaryota, Fungi, Ascomycota, Eurotiomycetes, Eurotiales, Aspergillaceae. The transcript has 4 exons. The record is from RefSeq and is a predicted model, not a curated record. Bases 1 to 5211 code for a protein of 1736 amino acids.